CGUUGCCCACACGCCCCGGGCGCGCUGGAUUGGCGGAGCAUGGCCCAGGAGGAGGGUGGGAGCCUGCCCGAGGUGCGGGCGCGGGUCAGGGCCGCGCAUGGCAUCCCCGACCUGGCCCAAAAUCUCCAUUUCUAUGACCGCUGGGCUCCGGACUACGAACAGGAUGUGGCCACCCUGCAGUACCAUGCGCCCCGCCUCGCAGUGGACUGCCUCACACAAGCCCUUCCAGGCCCGCCCCACAGUGCCCUGAUCCUGGACGUGGCCUGUGGCACAGGCCUAGUGGCUGCCGAGCUGCGGGCUCCAGGCUUCCUCCAGCUGCAUGGGGUGGAUGGGAGCCCAGGGAUGCUGGAACAGGCCCGGGCCCCCGGCCUCUAUCAGCGCCUCAGCCUCUGCACCCUGGGCCAGGAGCCUCUGCCCAGCCCGGAAGGGACCUUCAACGCGGUGCUGAUAGUCGGUGCCCUCAGUGACAGCCAGGUGCCCUGCAAUGCGAUACCUGAGCUACGUGUCACCAAGCCAGGUGGGCUGGUGUGUCUGACCACCAGGACCAACUCGUCCAACCUUCAGUACAAGGAGGCUCUGGAGGCCACCCUGGACAGGAUGGAGCAGGCUGGGACGUGGGAGGGCCUGGUGGCCUGGCCGUGGACCGCUGGGAGCUGGCUACCUCCGAGCUGGAGGUGGUAUCUGGCAUCUCUGCCAAGGAUGGCUUCAUCUCCGGCAUUGUCUACCUGUACCGAAAGCGGAAGGCGACCCAGGUUGAGGAAGUGAGAUCCAGCCCCCAGCCCCCAGCUGGCCCCUGACUCCAUGUGGCCUUAGCUGGGCCCAUCUGCUGGGCCUCCUCUGCCUCCCCUGUAAAAUGGGACCUCCAAACCAACCCUGCCCCUCAGAAAUGCCCUGCCUAUUAAAUGAGCUCCCAGAAAA
This is a messenger RNA of Pan troglodytes (chimpanzee), 918 nucleotides long. RefSeq names its product methyltransferase like 27 (gene METTL27). The record is from RefSeq and is a predicted model, not a curated record. NCBI's taxonomy places the organism in Eukaryota, Metazoa, Chordata, Mammalia, Primates, Hominidae.